This is a messenger RNA of Drosophila busckii, 1436 nucleotides long. Its product is annotated as leucine-rich repeat transmembrane neuronal protein 3-like. Gene Ontology annotation, molecular function: protein binding. The record is from RefSeq and is a predicted model, not a curated record. Lineage: Eukaryota; Metazoa; Arthropoda; Insecta; Diptera; Drosophilidae. Bases 21 to 1436 code for a protein of 471 amino acids. The transcript has a single exon.
CGGUUGUUUAAUUGAACAAUAUGUAUAUUAAAAUAUAUAUAUUGCUUUUGUUAGGCGUGCGUAGUUUGCCUGUGUACAGUGCGAAUAAAGAAUUGAAUUUAAGCGCUAGUUGUCCUAGGCGUAGCUGCAGUCUAUGGUGGAUGUAUGAGGAUAGAUCGGAGCCUUUGCGCUACUUGGGUGAACCAGCAGUGCAAUUGGAAGAGUUGCUUUUCAUCAAUUGUUGGAUCCGCUCCUUACCUGUGGAGUUGCUGCGUCUAACGCCAAAUCUGCGCAACUUACAGGUCUUCAACAGCAGCAUUUAUCGUAUGCCAACCAAAGACUGGUCGUUGCUGCCGAAGCUGCAGCAGCUUACCUUCGAGCACCAGCGCAUGGUGCGACUGGACAAAGAUCAUUUCAAAGGGCUGCAGCAACUCGAACUGCUGCAGCUGGGGGACAAUAUACUGGUCAAUGUGCAUAUGAAUGCUUUUGCAGGCUUGAAGCACCUCAAGCUGUUGGCACUACCUUCCAAUAGCAUAAAAGAGAUCUUUCAUCAAACCUUUGACGAGCUGGUAGAGCUAACGCAUUUGGAUUUGAGUCACAAUAAAUUAACCUCAAUUGGUGGCGAGUGGUUUGAGCAUAACAGCAAAUUGCAGACUCUGCUGCUGAAUGACAAUGAGCUGGAAAGCGAGCACUUGUUGCUGCCGGCGUUGCCGCAACUGCGCCUUCUUGACAUAAGCAAUUGUGGCGAUUUAACAGAGUUGCAACUGAAUAGCGCACAUACUGUAAUCGUGGAGCGCAGCAAUGUGCAGCGCCUAAUCAUACACGGCAGCGUUAUCAAACUGCAGGGGGGCAACAAUGCGCUGACGCAGCUCAGCAUUGGCGAUAAGAGCGCGGUGAUUGAAUUGGACCUGCAUAACAAUUUGCUUGAUAGCAACAUCACCUCAGCGCUGUUGACAGACAUGUGGCAGCUGCGGCACUUGGACUUGUCCAGCAACAACAUAGAAACCUUGACCAUCAAUUCGAGCAUCAGUCUACACCUGCCUAGCCUGAGAUACUUGAACUUGGCGCAUAAUAAGCUGCGCGCCUUGCCGCCCGCUCUGCCAAUGCUGCCCAGCGGUCUGCUGCACUUGGACAUAUCCUAUAAUCAUUUGCUGCAACUGCAAGCUCGGAACUUUGCAGCAUUGCCCAACUUAGAGCAUUUGAAUAUUGCCGGCAAUCGCUUAGCUAAAUUUGACAUCCGAGAAUUUUAUCCGCAGCAUGCGGUUGUGCUUAAGGAGAUGGUAGUAUGUGGAGCCGAUGUCAGCGCUGGAGUUAUUAUUGAUAUGCGCAUCUACUUUAUUGACAUGGAAGGUGGUAAACUUAUCACUAACUGCAACAGCACAGAGCAGAAGCCAAAGCAGUUGCCUUUCGAAGUGUCGGGCUCUCUCUACCUCUCGCUGUCUGGCGCAAGUGAUUGA